UGCAGCAAACCGGUAAAACAAAGCAUCACACUGUUUGGGACCUUGAUCUUCUUUAGGGCCACAAGCAAGUUGCUGAUAUCUCUCCUGCGUCAUCUCGACUCAGUGUUUCAGUCUUUCAUUAAACAGUACUCAUGUUUUGAAUGCGUCAUUGCAACUGAUUUUAUCGGGUGGACCUGGGGACCCCUUGUUGCCAUGGGGAAAUACAGCAAUGUGCCGAUGACACGGAGAAGCCAUUCUGUCGGAGGAAUCAACCUCGCUCGACGACCAAAGAGAAAUGUGUCAAUAAAAACCUAUGAUGACACGAUGGGAUUAUCGCGCACAGAGGAACGCGAGCUGAAGAAAGCACUGUAUGCUUCACUGCAGGAGUGUAAACGACUGGCUCGCUACCAGCUGGAUGCUGAUGAACAGCAUGUGCCACAACCAGUCCCUCGCCAAACUCGACCAAUCAGAAGCCGAUCCUGGCCAUACACGCCGUCUGUGUGCAGCACGGCCACGCCCAGCACAUGUGUCAGUGUUGACGAGAGCAGUCAGGACUCAGUCAAGUCUUCUGUCAGCUCUGUGGUGGAACAGAAGACCAGACAGGAGAGGAAGAUCCAUGCACAGCGCAAGUUUGCCCAGGGGUCACUUCCUCCGACCCCAAGUACCACUCCAGUGAAGGUCAAGGCCUCUCCCAUCAAACUUCUGCCGAGACGAGCCAAGACUGAGGACUUCCUGACCUUCCUCUGUCUGCGAGGCUCCUCUGUCCUUCCUCCUCACUUGGACUUCUUCAACUUCUCCAGAGGAGAGCCCUCCCAUGGGGAGAUAAGCGCUCCAGAGACACCCCCACGUCCGGAGCCUGGAUCCAAGUGUGAGAGAACAAGGGAGAGCACUCCCGAGUCAUCCAGUGUCAGCACCAACGAUGAGCUGUACGAGAUAGGAACGCCAUCACCCUGUAGUGUUAUAGCCAAUGGGCGGAACGGCGUGAGUGCCAGGAAAGCAGCCCGAGCCAGCGCCAGCACGCCGGAGACAGCCCGGGGCAUCGUCAGCCUCAGUCAAGGCCUCACCAAGAAAGCUACACGCCCUCAAGUAACAUAUUUUUGGCGAGCUCAGCGUCUUCAUGACACAGUAGAGAAAUUAUGGUGGAAAAGUGGCUAUGUCAUUGAGCGGGAUCAGUGUGGCACUUUGACACCUGACCUGAAGAUCCCACUUCUGUCACCUCAAUCAGGCUGUCCGGCAUCUGACCAGAAGAUCCCACUUCUGUCACCUCAAUCAGGCUGUCCGGCAUCUGACCAGAAGAUCCCACUUCUGUCACCUCAAUCAGGCUGUCCGGCAUCUGACCAGAAGAUCCCACUUCUGUCACCUCAAUCAGGCCGUCCGGCAUCUGACCAGAAGAUCCCACUUCUGUCACCUCAAUCAGGCUGUCCGGCAUCUGACCAGAAGAUCCCACUUCUGUCACCUCAAUCAGGCUGUCCGGCAUCUGACCAGAAGAUCCCACUUCUGUCACCUCAAUCAGGCUGUCCGGCAUCUGACCAGAAGAUCCCACUUCUGUCACCUCAAUCAGGCCGUCCGGCAUCUGACCAGAAGAUCCCACUUCUGUCACCUCAAUCAGGCCGUCCGGCAUCUGACCAGAAGAUCCCACUUCUGUCACCUCAAUCAGGCCGUCCGGCAUCUGACCAGAAGAUCCCACUUCUGUCACCUCAAUCAGGCUGUCCGGCAUCUGACCAGAAGAUCCCACUUCUGUCACCUCAAUCAGGCUAUCCGGCAUCUGACACAAAGAUGCCAAUUCUGUCACCUCAAUCAGGCUGUCCGGCGUCUCCUGACCAAAGGAUCCAACUAAAGUCACUUCAAUUUGGCUGUCCAGAAUCUGACCCAACGAUGCCACUUCUGUCACCUCAAUCAUUCUGUCCGGCAUCUCCUGAUGAGUGGAAAGUUCCUGCAGAGCUUAAAUGUCCAAAGCAUUCCAUUGUGACUGAACUUCCUGAGUGUCCGGAGCAUCAAGAGUCCCAGGCUGUAGUCAGGGUGGAGGAUGGACGCGGGGAAACUUACCUCCCAGUUCUUGAUGAACAGACUGGAGUCUUCAAAUUAGAAAUAAGGGCUAGUAGAUUACACAGUCUUCGUGAACACACAGAUGGUGGCAAAUCAAUGUCCCAGAUCAUGUCACAGUCAGACGACUUAGAUGAAGGUACGGAGACAGGAGGAGGUGUUUUGGAAGAAAUAGAUGAUGUCACUUCUCAGACUGGCGGCGGUGGAGCAGAUACUGUUCACACCGGAACAAAGCCAAGGGAUCCGACUGUUCCAGAUCUCUCACAGACAGCAUGUUUUGUUACAAUAGUUUAUGAACAAAGAAGACGCAGAUGUGUUGAGGAUGACAAUAUUCAGAAUUUGCCGAGGUACAUCACAUCUGAAACAAGACAUGACCCAGGGCUUGCAUCACAGGUGAAUGUUCUAUUCCCCGAGAUGGAACCUCCUGGUAUUGAAAACCAUCCAGAGACCCAAGUUGUGCACAGUCAGUGUAACAGUCAGCCUCAGUGUGUGGAAGGUCAGUCUGUACAUGAUACCUUUCAGUCUGACAAACACACUCGCCAGGCAUCCAAACAAGAUACAUUUGAAGAAUACCUCAAGAACCUGCCCCAAGAAUGUGUGAUUGGCCUGGGACAUGUUCAGCCCACUGAAUUGAGUUACAUGUCUAGUUCAGGCACGUCUAUAUCAGAUGCUCCUUGUGAAGGAUGGACAAACAAUAGUGCAGGAAUGGCUUCCGGACACAGGGGAAGGAUCAUGGCGGCUUCUUUGCUUCCACAUAGACAAGUUGAGUGGCAGCCAGACUCCGGAAUCACAUCUGAUGGAAAGAUUCUGAAUUUAGAGACCAGUGAAUGGCCAACACAGAGAGGAAAUAUGUCCUUCAGACAUGACGACCUGGACCUGGUGCAGGAUUCUCCAAUGCUGAAGCCAGUGAACGAUGUCGCCUGUGGUCACCAGGGGAUGAGGGGCACAUGUGAAGAUGCUUGUGCCACGGAGGACUUGCUGCUGAGUUGUGUGGAUGACAGAUACUUCAGUGGAGAUGACAGAUACUUCAGUGGAGCGCUGUCACCAUCAGAUGAUUACUUCUACCAGGACUUGUUGAAGCCGUGUCCAAAGUCUUGUCGUCUUGACGAUCUGCUGUGGCCAGAUGUUCCUGAGAGAGGUGAUGCAAGAUUUCACUCCCACGUUGAACUUCCAGAUGAAUUUUACGGCACAAUGGAGGAGGGUCGAUCCCCCUUGGACGGUGGAGAGCCACUUUAUCAGAGUGUAACCCCGGGGUUAGAGUUCCACCAGGGGGUUGAUCCAGGGCUCAGUGGGGCACUGGGUAAUAGUCCAAGAUCCCUGCAGAUCCACCACAAUGUUCAUGAAGAAAAAGAAAGACGUAUCUGCUCUAAGUAUUCUGGAGAAUUGGAUAGUUUUGAAAUUAUUUCCUCAUAUAGAAACAGACAUGUGCAGCUUAAAGAUAUAAGUACAAAACCCCGAGAAUCACUCUCAGUACAUUGUCAUAACGUGCAUUGUAGCCAUAUUGGAAGGAUGUCCUCACACACUGGACAAUCCCCUAGGGAACAGUUGUCAUUGAUGGGGAGGAACAGUUUCUGUAGACACAGCCAGGCGUGGCAGACACAGGAGCCAAGGCAAGGGGAAGGGUCCAAGCCCAUGACAAAACUUCGGGAAAUGUUACUGUGUGCUGAUGUCGCUGCAUGUGGAAGGACCUCUGAUGGUCUUCAGAAGGAAGUGGACAAUGAUGCUGAUGUCGCUGCAUGUGGAAGGACCUCUGAUGGUCUUCAGAAGGAAGUGGACACUAAUGCUGAUGUCGCUGCAUGUGGAAGGACCUCUGAUGGUCUUCAGAAGGAAGUGGACAAUGAUGCUGAUGUCGCUGCAUGUGGAAGGACCUCUGAUGGUCUUCAGAAGGAAGUGGACAAUGAUGCUGAUGUCGCUUCAUGUGGAAGGACCUCUGAUGGUCUUCAGAAGGAAGUGGACACUAAUGCUCAUGUUGCUGCAUGUGGAAGGACCUCUGAUGGUCUUCAGAAGGAAGUGGACAAUGAUGCUGAUGUCGCUGCAUGUGGAAGGACCUCUGAUGGUCUUCAGAAGGAAGUGGACACUAAUGCUGAUGUUGCUGCAUGUGGAAGGAUCUCUGAUGGUCUUCAGAAGGAAGUGGACAAUGAUGCUGAUGUCGCUGCAUGUGGAAGGACCUCUGAUGGUCUUCAGAAGGAAGUGGACAAUGAUGCUGAUGUCGCUUCAUGUGGAAGGACCUCUGAUGGUCUUCAGAAGGAAGUGGACACUAAUGCUCAUGUUGCUGCAUGUGGAAGGACCUCUGAUGGUCUUCAGAAGGAAGUGGACAAUGAUGCUGAUGUCGCUGCAUGUGGAAGGACCUCUGAUGGUCUUCAGAAGGAAGUGGACACUAAUGCUGAUGUUGCUGCAUGUGGAAGGAUCUCUGAUGGUCAUCAGAAGGAAGUGGACAAUGAUGCUGAUGUUGCUGCAUGUGGAAGGAUCUCUGAUGGUCUUCAGAAGGAAGUGGACACUAAUGCUGAUGUUGCUGCAUGUGGAAGGAUCUCAGAUGGUCAUAAGAAAGAAACAGAUGUCUCCAACAGCUCCUACAGCUCCUCUUCUGCUGGGCCGACUGAUCCCCAGGCAGAACAUGGAUGCUGUAGAACCCAGGACAGUCCUGCAGCAGUUUCUCCAGUGGGGUACCGGGUGAAAAGGAUAAUUGUGAAACCGAGACAGUAUUCUUCAGCAACCGACAGCCCACCCCUAGAGAUCCGAGUAAUUGAGAGUUUGUCUCCUGAAACUAUUUGGGAGGAUCAAAGACAUGUUACACUUGGUCGAGUCAUCGGUUAUACCCCAUCCUCGUCUGUCACUCCGAGGACAACAGGGACAAGUACUGAGGUUUGUUCUGUGUCCUGCCAGGGAGACAGCAGAGAUGCUACCGCUGCUGGUGAUGUUGGUGAUAUUGAGGGGGAUGACCUGGAUUCAGCCCUUGCAUCACUAGCUGCUCAGUGUGAAGCCAUGAGAACAAGGAAGAGACGAGCAUCUCUUCUCCUUGGAAGAAGAUCUAAUGUUGGUACGCAAACUGUGUACGACAUAAAGAGCGAGUUUAGGCCUUCACUCUCUGACAGUCCUCGUCCCCGACCGUGUGAGACAUCGAACUGUAGGACGAACCUGAGAAACAAAUGUGACACUUUGGCCUGCUGGAAGCCAAGGAAGACAUUCUUGUGGAAGGAAAGUGAAAAGCCUAAAGUGAAAAAGGUUGAAACGGCGAUGUCCAAAUCAGAUGAGAACUGCCAUUGGAAACAAGGACAUGAUCUUUUCCCAAGCAAACAGUUGGGGAAACAGCCGAAAACAUGGACUAAAAUAUCCUCCAACAAACCUGGUAGGGUGGGAUUGCCCAGUGUCGGAUCGGCAACACACAGAGGCCAGAACCGAGAAACUCUGUACACAGACACAUCAGGAGACCUUGGACGGAGUGUACAGGUCACCAAACAAGAAAAGAAGCUGAUGGAAAUAACAAGGUCCUCUUCAGGACCAAAGCCGAUACACUCUAUGACCUUGGUCACAGAUAAAUCUGACCUUCACUGUCUCCAGCUGGAUAAGAGACCAGAUACUGUGGUCAAUCUGAAAGUCUGUUCCCCCGACACUGCUAGUGUUUCCCAACACCGCUUAGAGACCAAUCCGAGCCAAGGGCCAUCAGCCAGUGGUGUGCCACACACAGAGUCCAACAGUUUGACUGCACCAAGAGAAUCCAGAACCAAUAUUGAUCCACCGACGCACAUUGGUGCACGUCAGAGGGUUCCGCUUAAAAAAUGUGCCAAGAAAACCAACAUGGAAAUUUGUCCUGUGCGAGCCUCAGCUGAAAUUGUCCCCCUUUGUCCCCCACCAUACAGUGUUCAGAAAUGUGUGGAGGAGGCGGGAAGAAUGGGAAUCAAGAACAAGACGAGUCACGCAACCAGUGUUGACAAAGUACAGUUGUCAGAUCAGAAUACAGUGUAUGGUGCUGGGCGGCUGUUCCCACCACCCCCCUGUGUUAUGGCAUGUGGUAUAUGUGAGUCCUCCCACAAUUCCUUCAAGCCUGUGGACCCAGUCUCCCUCCACAGAAAGUCAUCUGCUCACACCUCCAGAAGUUUCAAAGAGAGGCUAAAGAGAAAGAAAGAAUUGGUUGAGCAGAAAUUUAGAGAGAGAGCAAUGAAGAAAACAGCUUUGUUGAAAGGCAAGUUGAAAAUGAGAUCUCACGACACAAAGAAAGGCGGACGAGUGGAUGAGGGCGCACGGAAGAAGAGUGGGAGGAUGGAGGAACACCCUCGCAAGAAGAGGAUGGUUCGCCGCAGUAGCGUGAGGCUGAAGGAACUCACUAAAGCUAUGAAAGCGAAGAAGAAGAGGAGAAGGGUGAUGGAGAUGGAGGAAGAAGAAGUGACGAUAACGCUUCCCCGUCCCAGUCGACCAGUGGGGAGGAAGAGGAACUUUGCUCCUCGUCCCGUGGGAGGAGGUGGCGUGACAGAUAUGCCACGAUUCGUUCGAGAGGAAGAGGACUUUCAAAUGUACAGUGAUGAUGACGAUGAUGAUGAUGAAGUAUCUUUCGGGAAGGUGUCGUCAAGUCCCAGGCCGCAGAGCGUGAAGGAGAGGAAGGAGAAGAGUUCGGGCAGGAAGAAGAAGGUGGUUGGUAUGAGGACGCGGAGCUCCAUCCAGAAGGUGGUGUCGUCUCCCGCCAAGAUUGUGGCAAGCAAACGACUGUCAGCUGUGAAGAAGUUGCGGAAGACCAAGGGGGACCAGAUGAUGCUGUCCAAGAUUAUUGAGAAGAGAAGGAGGCUCAAACAGGAGGAUGGGCAGGGGGAGGCAGCGAAGAGGGGGAGGAAACCCACAGGUUCAAAGAAACUUGGCAGUCCUGAGAAGCAGAGUCGUUCGGACUCCGCCCUGAAGGCUGACCUGUCCAGUCUGAUGGAGGUCCCGACGUUCCGCCCUUCGGAGGAGGAGUUCCGCGAUCCCAUCCAGUACAUUGAGAGUAUCCGGGAGCAGGCUGAGCCAUUUGGCAUGUGUCAGAUCAUCCCCCCUUCCAGCUGGAAGUGUGAGAGUAAGAUCAACGAGGACAUGAGAUUCACAGCCCAAGUCCAGCUGGUACACAAGCUGUACAAGAGGUGGGGUCCUAACAUCCAGUUCACAGCCUCAGCCAACAAGCACCUGGGCGCCAUAGGGGCCGAUCUGGAGCCGUCUCCCCAGAUCGGUGGAGUGGAGGUAGAUCUGUACAAGUUGUCGCGGACAAUCAUGGAGUUUGGGGGGAUGCAGAACGUGGUGGACAAGAAGAAGUGGGUGAAGAUCGCGGAUGCCAUGAAGAUCCCCAAACUGGCCCAGGACCGAGGGAUGCGUCUGUACGACGUGUACUGCAAGUACCUGCUGCCCUAUGACACGCUGUCCAUGGACGAGAAGACCUGCCUAGAGCAGUCCGUCAUGUCGGAGAGGCAGAGGAAGGAGAAAUCAGGGAAAGGGGAAGAUGAGGAGGCCAUCGUCAAGGGCAAAUCCAACCCACUGAGCACUUUCAACAGGGUUGCAAGGAAUGUCCGCUCCAUGUGGUUUAAGGACGAACCAACUCCAGAACAAGUUGAGUGUGAGUACUGGAGGCUGGUGGAGGGCCGCAGCAAUCACGUGGCGGUGCAGUGCGGCCAUGUCAGUACCAGCACCCAGGGGUCCGGCUUCCCCAGCAAGAAGGACAGCCCUUACGCUAGGCACAGCUGGAAUCUCAACAACCUCUCCGACAACCCCAAGUGCAUUCUACGGUGCUUAGGACCAGUCUCAGGUGCUACUAUCCCCACUCUCCACAUCGGCAUGCUGUUUGCCACGUCCUGCUGGUGUACUGACGUCCAUCACCUGCCUUACAUACAGUACCUCCACACAGGGGCAGACAUUGUCUGGUACUCCAUUCAAAAGCAGCAGGAGGGGAAGUUGAAGACAGCCAUGAAGGAGUUGGUGCCGUCCCUGGUGUCACACGAGGACCCUCGCUGGCUCAAGGAAGAUACUGUCAUGGUCAACCCAUCUCGUCUGACCUCUAGAGGCGUGACAGUUUCCCGAUGUGUUCAAAGAUCAAAGACAUUUGUGGCCAUCUUCCCCAAGUCCUACACAGCCACCAUCAGCUGUGGCUACAAUGUGUCCGAGUCCGUCCAUUAUGCCACUCGCAAUUGGAUCAGCACCGGGGUUGCUGUAGCGGAGGAUCUCAGUAGGAGUGUGGAGCCAGAGCUGUUUUCUAUGGAUGCCUUGCUGUGCCACCUCGUCUCUGACCCCACUUCCGAUGUUCAGACACUCAAGAUGGCGGUGCCUUUCUUUGACAAAGUCCUGACACGAGAGUUGUCUCUGAGGAAGCAGUUGCAUGAAGCAGGGCUGAAGGUGGUGAAGCGAGGGGGGAUGUUGGAUGACAUGCCGGCAGCGCCGCUGUCCCGCAAGCGCUCGCUGGACCACGUGGAGGACAAUGUCUGUGACAUCUCCAAGAAACACUGCUACUUUUCCAAGGUCGUGAAUGAGUGUGAGAACCUGACUCUCUCCCUGGAGGAGGGACUGAAGCAUAUUCAGAAGAAAAAACAUCUGAAGCACUGCAAGCUGGUGUACAGAUACCCUGAGGAAGAACUGCGGAGCAUGCUGCAGAGUGCCCAGUGCCGGCUGGACAUCAGCGGCAACAGUGACGGUGCCAGCAGCAGCAGCAGCAGCAGCAGCAAGAAGAGGAGCAUGAAGAGGUAGAAGACCGUUGGGCAGUACAGACUUGGCAUGCACUAUAACUGACUGGCAGGCCCACAGAGUGUAGGUCAAGGCGGUCUACAGGGUGUAGGUCAAGGCGGUCUACAGGGUGUAGGUCAAGGCUGUCGACAGGGUGUAGGUCAAGGCUGUCAACAGGGUGUAGGUCAAGGCUGUCGACAGGGUGUAGGUCAAGGCUGUCGACAGGGUGUAGGUCAAGGCUGUCGACAGGGUGUAGGUCAAGGCUGUCUACAGGGUGUAACAUCAUGAAAGACAUUUGAUGUUUUGUGAUACAAGACAAGGAGCUGUGUAGUGACUGGGGACAUUGACUUGGCAGCACCUGGAAAUGUGUGCCGUAUGCAAGCAUGUGAAAGCAAUGGACUGUGUCGGCAGUUGGAAGCUUUGUACUGUGUCAGAAUAUGGAGGCUGUGUACUGUGUCAGAAUAUGGAGGCUGUGUACUGUGUGCCAUGAAAUACUGUCAGUCACUCAGUCACACACUCCUCCAUGCAUGUUUCCCCAGCAGGGACUGUAGUGUUGUACAGCUCGCACGUGUGUAUUGCUGAGUGUUAAGUACCUGUUGUUUGGGUGUAUCCAAGAUGGAGAGGCAACUGUGGAAGAAGGGAUGCUUCACAGCUGUUGGUGUGUUUUUGUAUGUGAGUGAGGUGUUGGCAGGGUGUAGGUCAAGGUUGUCGACUGGAUCAAGACAGGCAUGUAUGCAAAACACUGUUGUCAACACCAAGGGUGACAGAUUUUCUUCUUUUCAUCCAAACUAAUGAAUGAAUUGUUGCCACCAGGAGUGAAAGAUGUGUUUUUGUGUGUAAUUUUGAUUUUGUAAUCUCUUUCAAUAUUUUUAUUUUGUCUACUGAACACAUUACUUUUUUAAACUUGAUUUCUUCCUGAAAUGAAGGAGUGGUUGGGUAGCCUAGUGGUUAAAGCGUUCGCUCAUCACGCCAAAGACCCGGGGUUCAAUUCCCAACAUGGGUACAAUGUGUGAAGCGCAUUUCUGGUGUCCCCCGCCGUGAUAUUGCUGGAAUAUUGCUAAAACCGGCGUAAAACCAUACUCACUCACUCACUCACUUCCUGAAAUGGUACAUAAUUCAUCACUGAUAGUGACUUCUUUAAGUAAUGUAUGGGUUAUCCGGUAGAAUGUUGACCCGACAACAGGACAGUCAACCAACGUGUGGACAAAAGUUGAACAAUAAGUUACAGUGACUGCACAGUGACAAUGACAGAACAGUGAAAUGACAUCACAGUGACAAUGACAGAACAAUGACAUCACAGUGACAAUGACAGAACAGUGGACCCAUGUAUGUACUGUGUUGACACCCUAUGGUCACUGUGAUGUCAUAUUAGGGGAAUGUUGAAGACUGUGUAACAUGCUGGCGUUAACGGCACAUCAUUUUUAGGGCAAACUUCAGUUUCAUUUGGAGCAUUUGACAGAUCUUACAGUGUUUACAUGUUUCAUUGGUUUCAUGAACUUCACAGGGCAGAAGUUGUGUUUAUUGUACAUACAUUUUACAAUUUCCAUUUUAUGUUCCAACAUAAAUGUGUUCAACAGGGAUUAUGUAAAGGAUGUCUACAGAUGUAGGUCAAGGCUAUCAACAGGAUGUAGGUCAAGGCUGUCAUCAGGGUGUAGGUCAAGGCUAUUGACAGGGUGUAGGUCAAGGGUGUUGACAGAGUGUAGGUCAAGGCUAUCGACAGGGUGCAUAUCAAGGGUGUUGACAGGGUGUAGGUCAAGGCCGUCAGUGGGGUGUAGGUUUAGGCUGUCAGUGGGGUGUAGGUCAAGGCUGUCAACGGGGUGUAGGUCAAGGCUGUCAACAGGGUGAAGGUCAAGGAUGUUGACAGGGUGUAGGUCAAGGCUGUCAAUAGGGUGUAGGUCAAGGCUGUCAACGGGGUGUAGGUCAAGGAUGUUGACAGGGUGUAGGUCAAGGCUGUCGACAGGGUGUAGGUCAAGGCUGUUGACAGGGUGUAGGUCAAGGCUGUCUACAGUGUGUAGGUCAAGGCUGUCGACAGGGUGUAGGUCAAGACUGUUGACAGGGUGUAGGUCAAGGCUGUUGACAGGGUGUAGGUCAAGGCUGUGUGGAAGGAGGGUGCCUCACAGCUGUUGUGUUAUAUGCAGAUUCAAGGCUCCCGACACUGAUUGGAGACAUGUUAUGAAGUACCACAAAGUAUUAUAGACAGGCAAGUAUGCACAACACCGUUGUCAACACCAAGGGUGACAGAUUUUGUUGUUUACAUCCAAACUAAUGAAUGAAUUGUAACCACCAGGAGUGAAAGAUGUGUUUAUGUGUGUGAGGUUGACAUUGUAAUCUCUUUCAUUAUUUUCAUUUUAUCUACUGAACACAUUACUUUUUUAACUUGAUUUCUUCCUGAAAUGGUCAUUUUUGAACACAUAAUUCAUCACUGAUAAUGACUUCUUUAAGUAAUGUAUGCGUUAUCCGGUAGAAUGUUGACCCGACAACAGGACAGUCAACCAACGUGUGGACAAAAGUUGAACAAUAAGUUACAGUGACUGCACAGUGACAAUGACAGAACAGUGAAAUGACAUCACAGUGACAAUGACAGAACAAUGACAUCACAGUGACAAUGACAGAACAGUGGACCCAUGUAUGUACUGUGUUGACACCCUAUGGUCACUGUGAUGUCAUAUUAGGGGAAUGUUGAAGACUGUGUAACAUGCUGGCGUUAACGGCACAUCAUUUUUAGGGCAAACUUCAGUUUCAUUUGGAGCAUUUGACAGAUCUUACAGUGUUUACAUGUUUCAUUGGUUUCAUGAACUUCACAGGGCAGAAGUUGUGUUUAUUGUACAUACAUUUUACAAUUUCCAUUUUAUGUUCCAACAUAAAUGUGUUCAACAGGGAUUAUGUAAAGGAUGUCUACAGAUGUAGGUCAAGGCUAUCAACAGGAUGUAGGUCAAGGCUGUCAUCAGGGUGUAGGUCAAGGCUAUUGACAGGGUGUAGGUCAAGGGUGUUGACAGAGUGUAGGUCAAGGCUAUCGACAGGGUGCAUAUCAAGGGUGUUGACAGGGUGUAGGUCAAGGCCGUCAGUGGGGUGUAGGUUUAGGCUGUCAGUGGGGUGUAGGUCAAGGCUGUCAACGGGGUGUAGGUCAAGGCUGUCAACAGGGUGAAGGUCAAGGAUGUUGACAGGGUGUAGGUCAAGGCUGUCAAUAGGGUGUAGGUCAAGGCUGUCAACGGGGUGUAGGUCAAGGAUGUUGACAGGGUGUAGGUCAAGGCUGUCGACAGGGUGUAGGUCAAGGCUGUUGACAGGGUGUAGGUCAAGGCUGUCUACAGUGUGUAGGUCAAGGCUGUCGACAGGGUGUAGGUCAAGACUGUUGACAGGGUGUAGGUCAAGGCUGUUGACAGGGUGUAGGUCAAGGCUGUGUGGAAGGAGGGUGCCUCACAGCUGUUGUGUUAUAUGCAGAUUCAAGGCUCCCGACACUGAUUGGAGACAUGUUAUGAAGUACCACAAAGUAUUAUAGACAGGCAAGUAUGCACAACACCGUUGUCAACACCAAGGGUGACAGAUUUUGUUGUUUACAUCCAAACUAAUGAAUGAAUUGUAACCACCAGGAGUGAAAGAUGUGUUUAUGUGUGUGAGGUUGACAUUGUAAUCUCUUUCAUUAUUUUCAUUUUAUCUACUGAACACAUUACUUUUUUAACUUGAUUUCUUCCUGAAAUGGACAUUUUUGAACACAUAAUUCAUCACUGAUAUUGACUUCUAUUAGUAAUGUAUGGGUUAUCCGGUAGAAUGUUGACCCGACAACAGGACAGUCAACCAACGUGUGGACAAAAGUUGAACAAUAAGUUACAGUGACUGCACAGUGACAAUGACAGAACAGUGAAAUGACAUCACAGUGACAAUGACAUCACAGUGACAAUGACAGAACAGUGGACCCAUGUAUGUACUGUGUUGACGCCCUAUGGUCACUGUGAUGUCAUAUUAGGGGAAUGUUGAAGACUGUGUAACAUGCUGGCGUUAACGGCACAUCAUUUUUAGGGCAAACUUCAGUUUCAUUUGGAGCAUUUGAAAGAUCUUACAGUGUUUACAUGUUUCAUUGGUUUUAUGAACUUCACAGGGCAGAAGUUGUGUUUAUUGUACAUACAUUUUGAAAUGAAAAUAAAUUUCAAUUUUUUAUUCCAACAAAAAUAAAUGUAACAAAUGAUA
This is a messenger RNA of Haliotis rufescens (red abalone), 12870 nucleotides long. RefSeq lists its product as uncharacterized. Lineage: Eukaryota; Metazoa; Mollusca; Gastropoda; Lepetellida; Haliotidae. Gene Ontology annotation, cellular component: nucleus. Bases 193 to 8712 code for a protein of 2839 amino acids. Gene Ontology annotation, biological process: chromatin remodeling. The record is from RefSeq and is a predicted model, not a curated record. Gene Ontology annotation, molecular function: histone demethylase activity; DNA binding. The transcript has 24 exons.